Molecule: messenger RNA, 2540 nt
Organism: Pelodiscus sinensis (Chinese soft-shelled turtle)
Lineage: Eukaryota; Metazoa; Chordata; Testudines; Trionychidae
Source: RefSeq, a predicted model, not a curated record
AUGCCAGGUUCAGCCACGGCCUUUCUGCAGCAGAGGCAGCAGGUUUCUUUGGCCGUGCUGCCUGGCACUGCCACUCUGCGCCCCUACCUGAAUGCGGUGCGUGCCACCCUGCAGGCUGCCCUAUGCCUGGAGAACUUCUCCUCCCAGGUGGUGGAGAGACACAACAAGCCGGAGGUGGAAGUCAGGUACUUACUAGGAGGAAGCUGGGACCCUGAGGUGUUCAGGGGGGUGGGGGGUAGGAGCAAGGAUUACACUGAAGUCUGCUGCAUGUCCGCUGGGGUGGAACCUUGCACUCGGGGGUUGCGGGUGUUCGAGCAGCACGAGAGCUGUAUGCAAGGCGGCGGGGGCAGCAGAGGGGGCGGGGGGCUUGCACUCAGCUUGAGGAAGUCUGAUUGUCCCUGCCCCCUUCAGGCGGACGAGAUCGAGAAGAUCCUGUGCCACAAAUUCAUGCGCUUCAUGAUGAUGAGGGCUGAGAACUUCUUCAUCCUGCGCAGGAAACCCGUGGAGGGCUAUGACAUCAGCUUCCUGAUCACGAACUUCCACACGGAGCAGAUGUACAAGCACAAGCUAGUGGACUUUGUGAUCCACUUCAUGGAAGAGAUUGACAAGGAGAUCAGCGAGAUGAAGCUGUCUGUCAACGCCCGGGCUCGCAUCGUGGCUGAGGAGUUCCUCAAGAACGUGAGCUCCUAGGCAGGGACCAGCUGCUUCCUCCCCCUCUCCACUGCAGAAAGGGGCUUGUGGGCAGCCUGCUAUUGCUUGGGGGUGACAGCUAGCCAGAGGGCCCUAGGGCCCCGCCAGAGGCCUGGCACCUCCUGGUGUGUCAGCCCUCUGUCUGCGGCUGAGUGUGGGCAGGGGAGGCCUGGAUUGUCACACCCAGCAUGGGGCAGUGUUUCCUUGAAGGGGCCAAAAGGAAAGCAGUGUGGCUCUCCCGACUGCCCCGUGUGCAUAGGUCUUUGCCUGGAGCGUGGCGCAGGGAGGGGCAAGGGCACGGGCACUGCAGAUGGCGAGAUGGUGGGACCUGAAGUUCCAUUCCCGAGGCAGGAGAGCAGUGGAAUGUGCCAUCAGCCAUUGGUGCUGGAGAGUAGAGAGGGGGGCCCGAAUCCAGCCCAGGGUCCUGUCUGCCCACAGCGGGAGGGAACAGAACCGGGAAUCCUCGCAUGAUCCAGUCUCAGCCCCUGACAGGGAGGCCGGGGCUGCCCUCCCUGCCCAGCCUGGCUAAUGCAAAGCCAGAAAGCCAAAGACCAGGUUAUCUCAGCUGCCCCGUGUUGACUCAGGCUGGGAUGCGGAAAUAGUUUGACACCUUAAAUGACUGCUUGGAGCAGCUGGUUCUGGAAGCCACACGGGGAGGGGCGGUUCCUGACAACCCUAAAUGGCACGCAGGGCCUGCUCCAAGAGCUGGAUGUGGCUGAACUGCUCAGUGAUAGCAGCCGCACUGUAAUUAAACAGCCCGUCGUGGAGGAGGACACACCAGAGAUCCACCGCGGUAGCAUUUCGCUUCAAAAAAGGAACUACACAGAAACAAGAAGCUAGUUAAACAGAACUUGUGAGAGCAUGAAUGCCUGCAAAUGCUGGCGAGCUGCAUAGAAACUGCUUACCACCAGAACAGAGGCCCCAAGGAAAGAGACAUCUUAAAUGAGAGCUGUCAGAGGCCAACACGUCCCCGUGCCUGAGCCGCAGGAGAGGGGAGUGCAGAGACCUGCUGAGGGAAGGCUAGAAAGGACCCUAAGCUCUGGCAAGCCGAGGGUAACAGCAGAAUUAGGCAGGCUAGAAAGCACUGUGAAGAGCAGUUUGUUGUGGUAGCAGAAGACACGCACACAAGUGCCUCAGCAGCAGGGCUGCCGGCCAGCAAAGCCACUGGCCACAAAUGCAAAAUCCGCCUUUUGGGGCGGAGCAACGUGAAUUCUUUGCAUCAGUUUUCACUGCAGGGACCGAGAGGCAGAGUCCCACCAUGAGCCAUUCUAUUUUGGUGACAUCUGAGGGACUAUCCCAAAUGGAAUCAAUCCAAAAAACAAGGCAGGGUCUGGGCCAGCUUCCAUCUGGGGAGACCUGAAUAAGACUGGGCUAGUUGAGCUCUGGAAAGAGACGUGAGGGGCUAGGGUGGAAGUCCUUAGAACGUGCCUGGUGCGGAGGGAGGAAGGGGGAGAGUGCUGUUUGCUCUCCUAGCACAAGCACUGGGCGGGAGGGUCGGCAGUGAAAGGAGCAGAUAGCUGGUUAAGCGCGAGGCAGCACUUCCAUGGGCUGGCGGGCGUCUGAGCACUCCUUGCCAGGGGACACGGUGCAGGCCAGAUGUGUAACUGGGCUCAGUAGGUCCCUUGGUGACGGAGCCAAGCUGCCCAGAGAUGCUCUGGGUGCCCCUAAGAUUCUGACUGCCAGAAACAGCCAGGCCUACAGGAUGGAUCGCGCCACUGGCCGUUUGGGCUAGAUGGACCAGGGACCAUGCUUCUGCUCCUAUGACCCCUGGAGGGUGCCUGCCUGGGCUUAAAGUGCAGCAGGGGAGGUUUAGAUUGGACAUUAGGAAAAAAUUCCUAACUGUCAGGGUG